Molecule: messenger RNA, 468 nt
Organism: Durusdinium trenchii
Lineage: Eukaryota; Dinophyceae; Suessiales; Symbiodiniaceae
Source: the annotation of a GenBank genome assembly
AUGACACGGCCAGUUUUCCAGGUUCAGUCCGGACAAAGUUAUUCUUUGGAUGGCUUGGCAGACGAUGUACUGAGGACUUUGCCUUUGUGCCAUCGAGUAACCGCUCCGCAAGGCGGUGCCGCAGGCGGCUUCAGGCGGUAUGUCCGCCCGGGAAAGCCUCCAGUUGUGCAGGUUCGCACAGACACUCGGAGAGGGCAUCACGUCACUUUGAUCCACGGGUUAGAGGCGUACGGCAUUGAUAUGCAGGCUUUGGCAGCCGAACUACAAAAAGCUUUGGCGUCAGCUGCCACGGUUGAACAGGCUUCUCCUACACAGGUGGCUGCAGUGAUGGUUCAAGGCUUUUGGGAUGUAGCUGUGGCGGAAUGGCUUGGCAAGGCCGGCGUGCCAGCAGAAAGCAUUCUUCAGCAGGCGAAAAAGGGUCAGCAACAGAAGAAAGCCAAGCAAGCAAGCAACAUUGUGAAGGCGUGA